AUGACCCGUGUACUCUUGACCGGUGGAAGCGGCUUUAUCGCCGCUCAUGUUCUCGAGGUGCUCCUAGCCCGAGGCCACUCCGUCGUCACCACCGUUCGUUCUCGGUCGAAGGCAGAUGCGGUCAAGCGAGCUCACCCAGAUAUCAAAGACUACCGCCUGUCAUUUGCAAUUGUAGAAGACAUAGCAGUUCCAAAUGGUACUAUCCUCCAGAAUCUCAAUUCAGAAGUUGAAACGAAGGUAAUUGCUGACCAGGCAAACGAAAGCCCCACCCACGCAUACCGUGCCAGUAAGACGUUUGCUGAACGGGCAGCAUGGGAUUUUGUAGAAAGAGAAAAGCCCAACUUUACUCUCUCAGUCAUCAAUCCGCCACUGCUCGGGCCAAUCGUCCACAGCCUCACCUCGCUCGAGACUCUCAACACCUCCAAUCAGCGUAUCCGUGAUCUACUUUCCGGCGCAGCCAAGGCUCGCUGCCCUCCCACCGGAAACUACCUCUUCGUCGACGCUCGUGAUCUUGCGCUCGCCCACGUCCUCGCUGUUGAGAAGAGCGAAGCGGGGGGGCAAGCGAUUUUUCACUGUCUCGAGCCAUUUCUCAAAUGCGGAAAUCUCAAAGAUCAUCAGCGACGAAUUUCCCGAGUACAAGGCUCGGUUGCCGACUGGGGAUGCCUUGAUUUUGGGAGAUUAUCCGGCGGAUGGAGUGUACGGGUUUGA
This is a messenger RNA of Penicillium maclennaniae, 708 nucleotides long. RefSeq names its product NAD(P)-binding protein. The transcript is spliced from 3 exons. The coding region runs from base 1 to 708 and encodes 235 amino acids. The record is from RefSeq and is a predicted model, not a curated record. Gene Ontology annotation, molecular function: oxidoreductase activity, acting on the CH-OH group of donors, NAD or NADP as acceptor. Lineage: Eukaryota; Fungi; Ascomycota; Eurotiomycetes; Eurotiales; Aspergillaceae.